Messenger RNA from Panicum virgatum (switchgrass), 2531 nucleotides. Its product is annotated as CTP synthase-like. The coding region runs from base 199 to 2142 and encodes 647 amino acids. Gene Ontology annotation, molecular function: identical protein binding; CTP synthase activity. Gene Ontology annotation, biological process: pyrimidine nucleobase biosynthetic process; CTP biosynthetic process. The record is from RefSeq and is a predicted model, not a curated record. The transcript is spliced from 20 exons. Lineage: Eukaryota; Viridiplantae; Streptophyta; Magnoliopsida; Poales; Poaceae.
GAGGCUCUAUUUAACGGCCCCUCGUCCCCUCCCAUUCCAGCCUAAAAUCUUCCAACUCUGCCGAGCGCCUGAGCCCGCCUCCAGCUCCCCGCCCCUUGGCACCACACUAUAGCCUAGUGCCUACUAGCUCGCUUGCUCCUCCCUGUUGUCCGCAGGAGCAGAGCCAAAAAACCCGUCAGCUCGGCGGCAAGAACGGCCAUGAAGUACGUGCUGGUGACCGGAGGGGUGGUGAGCGGCCUCGGCAAGGGCGUGACGGCCAGCAGCAUCGGCGUCGUGCUCAAGGCCUGCGGCCUCCGCGUAACCACUAUCAAGAUCGACCCCUACCUCAACACUGAUGCUGGAACCAUGUCUCCAUUUGAGCAUGGCGAGGUCUUUGUUUUGGAUGAUGGUGGAGAGGUGGACCUGGACCUUGGAAAUUAUGAACGUUUUCUGGAUAUCAAAUUGACCCGUGACAACAAUAUAACCACAGGAAAAAUCUAUCAGGCUGUCAUUAACAAAGAAAGAAGAGGUGACUACCUAGGAAAAACCGUCCAGGUUGUGCCACAUAUUACAGAUGAAAUACAAGAUUGGAUUGAACGCGUUGCAAUGAAUCCAGUUGAUGGCAAAGAAGGACCACCUGAUGUUUGUGUCAUUGAACUUGGCGGCACUAUAGGGGACAAAAUCUUUUCGCCGCAUAAUGACAGUGGCAUUCUUGAUGCAGGGGAUAUUGAGUCAAUGCCUUUCAUUGAAGCAUUAGGUCAAUUUUCGUAUCGUGUUGGACCUGGAAACUUCUGUUUGGUUCAUGUCAGUCUUGUUCCUGUCCUAAAUGUAGUUGGUGAACAGAAAACAAAGCCUACACAACAUAGUGUUCGAGGGCUUAGAGGACUUGGGUUGGCACCAGAUGUUCUAGCAUGUCGCAGUACUGAGCCAUUGGAAGAGCAUGUGAAAGUCAAGCUCUCACAAUUUUGUCAUGUUCCGAUCUCAAAUAUUGUGAACCUUCAUGACGUGACAAACAUUUGGCACAUCCCUUUGUUGCUAAGGGACCAGAAGGCCCAUGAAGCCAUUCUGAAAGUUUUAGAGCUUCAGUAUGCUGGAAAGGUACCUAGGGAACCUAAGUUGGCGGAGUGGACAGAAAGGGCCACCAAAUUUGACAAACUGAAGACUCCGGUCAAUAUUGCCAUGGUUGGAAAAUAUACUGGGCUAUCAGAUUCGUACCUGUCUGUUCUAAAGGCUCUUUUGCAUGCAUCAGUUGCUAUGGAAAGAAAGCUUAUAGUCGACUGGGUUCCUUCAUGUGAUCUGGAAGAUUCUUCAGCUAGAGAGAAUCCUGAAGCCCACAAAAAAGCAUGGAAGCUGCUCAAGGUAAGCACACUUUACACCAAAUGUAUGCAUUUCUUGCAAGUACUUCUGUGUGGUCAUUUGACAGAAUUUCCACCACAGGGGGCAGAUGGUAUACUCGUCCCUGGAGGCUUUGGAGAUAGGGGAGUUCAGGGCAAAAUUCUUGCUGCAAAAUAUGCACGUGAAAACAAUGUUCCUUAUCUCGGCAUUUGCUUGGGAAUGCAAAUUGCAGUGAUUGAGUUUGCCCGUUCGGUCAUGAAAUUAUGUGGUGCUAAUAGCACAGAAUUUGACCCAGCUGCAACAUCACCCUGCGUCAUUUUCAUGCCAGAGGGCUCAAAAACCCAUAUGGGCGCGACAAUGAGACUUGGAUCAAGGAGAACAUAUUUCCAUGUCAAUGGCUGCAAAUCUGCAAGGCUGUAUGGGAAUGCCACCUCUGUAGAUGAAAGGCAUCGCCACAGAUACGAGCUGAACCCUGAUAUGGUCCCAGAUUUUGAGAGGGCCGGACUUCAAUUCGUGGGCAAGGAUGAAAGUGGAAGACGCAUGGAGAUCAUUGAACUGCCCUCUCACAAGUUCUUCAUCGGCGCACAAUUCCAUCCUGAAUUUAAGUCGAGACCAGGAAAGCCGUCUCCACUUUUCUUAGGUCUGAUAGCAGCGGCAUCUGGACAACUAGAACCUUUGCUCCAACGCAGCUGCAACAAUCUGCCAAAGACACAUGUGAAUAACGGUAAAGUCCAGAUACGGAAACUGUACCCAACUGUACCUGUGAAGAGUCCAUUAACCAGCUUGGUAAAUGGGUACUACCCAAAUGGCACCGGCAUUCACACCUAGAAGCAUAAACACUAAGCCAAGGCUUGAUUGAUAUUUGCUCCUACCGUUUUGCUUGUACCCCUUUUCAUCUUCCUUUUUGGUUUGUAUUUGUCUCUGAUCAACUGAGAAGGCUAAGAUUCGGCAAGCCCGGCCCGGCCCGGCCCCAGCUCCAGCGACACACGGUUCCGACAUUUUAACGAGGAACGUCCUCCGGUCCGUUGAAGCAGACUAGUAGCUGUAGGGUGGUGAGUUCUAGUGCGCGCGCGUGAUGUUUCCUUUUUGUUCGAGGCCUAUAAUUAAGGCUGGCAGUGUCUUGGUAGCAUUAGUAGAGCCUGGAAUCUCUCAACUAUUUGUACAAUGUACAUUAUGGAAGAACUUAUCUAAGGAUUGAAUACACAAAUGCUUGGCCA